Messenger RNA from Lachancea meyersii CBS 8951, 2829 nucleotides. The record is from the annotation of a GenBank genome assembly. Lineage: Eukaryota; Fungi; Ascomycota; Saccharomycetes; Saccharomycetales; Saccharomycetaceae.
AUGAUUGCGUCUGGCCUAUUGAAUAAUGAGCUAGUAUCCUGGUCAAAGUCUGGGCUAAUUGCGUACGUGGAUAAUGAAUCUGGUUAUGCUAACUUGUGCGUAACAUUACUGGAGACCAUAAAUGGUACCAAUUGGAGGCUGCGACCGAGCAAGAAAUAUGCUAUACAACCUUAUAUGCUGGAUACAUCAAGUACAGGAAACGGUUCCAAUACCGCGAAUGGCAAUGCAAGCGGGACAACUCAAAGAUCAAUCAAUCAUCUGAGUUCCAUCUAUUGGAACAAUACUCACAACCAUGCAGGUGACCAGUUGGCACUGUUUGAUGAUGUCGGAAAUCUGACGGUAUUAUCCGCUGGUCAAACAGUUGAGGGUGCUUCUACCUUCGAUAAAUUAUUUGUUCUAUUCCAGGACAAUGGUUACAAGAUCUACAGCCAAAGUGCUCCAUUACAGGAAAGCACGUCCGGCAUCAAAGCAACCCGCGCUCUAGCAAAGAGAGACACUCAUGCCACAAUAGUAGAAUUCCACUGGGUGGGCACCCCUACGCCUCUGUUUGCACUUUUACGCGCUCGCAAAGAUCCAUCGACCUCUGCUUUCAAAAGUCAAGUUCAACAAUUUCAACCUUUAGGACUCACUCACCCAACCUCCAUAAAAUGUGCCUGCUUGGGAUUAAGAAGAGGUGGCCAACUAGACUUCUGGUAUCAGUUUUCCAACUCAAAAGAUUAUAAAAAGAUAUCGCUAAACCUGAAUAGCUGCCAGGAGUCUCGAAAUAAGCAAUUUGACUGGAUUCAAUGCGGAAAGGUGGCCCAAAUGGAGGAAGAUCAAGCCUCAAUUGUAGGUGCUUAUUCUAGGCUUUCCAAAAAACUCAUAUUCUACAAGCUCUCUGUCGAUUGGAAUAUCUCCUCUCAAAAUGCUGUAGCAGAUCCAAAAUUACAUUUACAGCACAUUAUCGAGUUUAGUCCGGACUUCUUAAGCGACAAGGGAGAGCCAGUUGAGCUGAAGGGUUUUGAGCUAUUAUCGGCCACCAGCAAUAAAGGAUCGGGCCCAGAGUUGCUUCUCUGCUAUGACGUAAUGGGCGUUUCACGUUCUAUUGUGAAGCGAUUUAAGCUCACACAGUUUACCCCUUCUUCAGAGCUAUGUGCGGUCUUCGGAGUUUUCAACACUGAAGACCAGGCUCUGCCGUUAUGCCAAUACUCUUUUGAAAAAGAGCAUGAGUACUCUUUUGACUGUACAAUCAGUGCGAUUGAUUACAUCUUUUCCGAAAACAUUGUGAUAUUUAGGCUCAAAGAUGGCCACAGCUCGACAUAUGACAGGCGGACCUGGAAAAAUGAAGAAGAACUAUCCAGAGAACCAAAGCAGGACAUAAUAUCAUCGGCAUUUUCCAAUGGGAUACGAAUUCCUGCCACCCUUCCGACAACUGCCUUUGAAUGGUCGCGCAUAUCUCCCUCGUUAGGAGGGAUUCUAUCGAAAGCGAGCUCUAAGGACUCGUUACGCUUCGAUCCCAUCGAAGCCCCUGUCACAGACGUGGCAGAGAAUGACCUAUAUGUGGCUUCGACAUUUGCGUACGCAUUUGUGUGUGCCAACCACCGACAGACUUCAGGUGAAGACCUCUCAAUUGCGAUCAAAACGCAUCUGCUUAAGAUAGCUCAGGUCAGCGAGAGCCGAGCUGAAAAGUUUUUGAAAACUGUUAUUUGCACAGUUUAUCAGUUGUUCGGACUUACUCCAGAUGCUACGAAAGAACUCAAGGACAAACUGAUAAUGAGUCGUCCUAUACAGAGAGCUAUGCUUUUGCAAUCUGAACUGGCGUGCUCUUUCACCAAUAAUAAUAUAUACAACAUGUCCCGAACAGCACUGACGCUUAGAAACAUACUGUUCGCGUUCAAUGGGGUAUCUCGAAAUAUCCAGGUUCUUAUUCAUCAUAGCGCUACGAUGAAUUUUCAGCAACCAAAUGGGAAACUAUUUCAAUUUGCAUUUUCCAAGCAAGACCUGAUAUACUCAUUGAUACCGGGUGCCAAAUGGUUUGUGAAACUAGUGACGUUCCUCACUCAACAGAUGAUCGUUUUGAUCAAUUCCCCUAAUGAUAAAGAAAACACUCUGGUGCUAGGAAUUUUUAGCUCGAAAAUGACAAGACAGCUAUUACUUUCAGUACUGAGUGAGAUAAAGAAAGUGAUUCAUCUAGUCACAAAAUUCCCAGAGACAUCGUUUCCUGUUUUGAACGAAUCUUCGAUAUUUUUGCGUAAAGUCUUGGGCGAUUCACCGGUCAAUUUCGAAAAGUUUGAAACCUUUUUGGCGGACGUUAACAAUAAGUUCACGUCACUUGGAGAGAGUCCAAUUGUGGGGAGCUCUACAAAAGACUCUUACCUCAUCAUAGAAGGCGAUAUCCCCCCCGAAGUGUCACAGCUGAAAGAGUUUCUACUGUCCUACUCGAACACCGCGGUUCUGUCGCACAUAAAGCCAGCUGAGGUAUAUUUCUCCGAUACCCGUGGACUUCGCAUAUUUUCCUCAGAAAUGUUCCCGUCGCCGUAUUUCAAGCUUUUACAGCCUCUGGAAAAGGGUAUUGUGGUAUCCAGCGACGUAAUAUCUAGUAAUAUCCCAUCCAGAUCUCUAUGCGUGGUGGAAACCGAUGAUAUAUCAAAAGAGCCGCUUGGCUCUGGGAACUAUAGGCUAAAACGGUGCUGCAGGUGUGGUGCUGUGUCUCGUGCCGGCUAUCCAGUGACCUCUGAAGAUACCAUUGUUCCUACAAGUGUUUCCACAAAGCGCUGGACCAGCUUAUAUGUCAAGGUCUGUAUUUGCUCCGGCCUUCUCUACGAGCUUGAAGAAGACACUCACCACUGA